Messenger RNA from Pseudoliparis swirei, 965 nucleotides. RefSeq names its product serine protease 57-like. Gene Ontology annotation, biological process: proteolysis. The record is from RefSeq and is a predicted model, not a curated record. The transcript has 5 exons. Bases 62 to 805 code for a protein of 247 amino acids. Lineage: Eukaryota; Metazoa; Chordata; Actinopteri; Perciformes; Liparidae. Gene Ontology annotation, molecular function: serine-type endopeptidase activity.
UCUAAAAAAAAAGUAAACCGACAAGACCACGAGCAGGAGUUGUGGAUUCUCACCAGACACCAUGGCAACCGGUUCCCUGCUCCUGCUGCUCUUUGUCCUCAACGGAGCCGGUGGUUCUCUUAUCGUCGGAGGCCGGGAUGCCGCUCCGCAGUCGCGCCCCUACAUGGCCUCGCUGCAACUCAGAGGGCGCCACAGCUGCGGGGGGGCCCUGGUGAGAGAGGACUUCGUGCUCACGGCCGCCCAUUGCCAGAUACGCAGGCCGUACACAGUUGUUCUCGGAGUCGGCUCCCUGACCGCUAACGAGACGACGAAGCAGGAGUUCAGCGCCGUCCGAUCCUUCCCACAUCCCAGCUACGACGGACAUGCGAAUGACAUCAUGCUCAUCAGGCUCAACCGUCGAGCCCAACUGACGGCAGCGGUGCGGCUGAUCUCUCCGAAGAGGGGCCGGCUGAAUGCCUCAAGCCGGUGCAUCACCGCCGGCUGGGGGGACGUAGGGGACAACGGCACCUUACCCAACCGGCUCCAGGAGGUCAACGUGACCCUCCUGCGGCGGAGGAUGUGUCGUCGCCGAUGGGCCGGCGUUCCCAUCACCAGGACGAUGGUUUGCGGCACGGGGGCCCGCAUGUUCCAGGGCUUCUGCUCGGGGGAUUCAGGUGGUCCGUUGGUGUGCGAUGGAGAGGCGGCGGGCGUCGUCUCCUUCUCUGGACGCCAAUGCGGAAACCCCAGGACCCCCGAUGUCUACACGCGCAUCGCGUCCUUCAGACGAUGGAUCGCAUCCGUGUUAAGAGACAAUCCGGCUGAUUAGAUUAAACUGGUAAUAUGUCAGCAUGCUCGAUUGGGAUCUAAUUUUCCAAUCAGGCCCUUUUUUAAUAUACAAGCAUGUGAAGUCAUGUUUUAUCUCUGGUGAAUGAAAUGAGGUGAUACAUUGUGUUUUUGUUAUAAAUAAAAAGCAUGCAAAAAAAUUA